GUGUGCGUGAGUGAGAAUACGCUUUAGAGAGAGAGAGAGAGUAAAAUCGAUCUUGGGCUUCCCCAAGAUCCAGUCUUUACCAAAUGGAUUCCAUUCAUGUGAUCAGAUUAGCCUUUUGUUCUCCAUGAUCUUAACAAAUUCGAUUUAGGGUUUAUCGUUUCCUAAAAUUUAGGGGUUUUCGUUUUUGCUAGUUUCCUCUGUUUUCUUCAUUUUUUCUGCUGAAUUUCAAUCUGGGUAUUCUCGAUCUUGAAUCAUGAAACAAGAUCAUGAGCAGAAGAUUCAUGUGUGCAGAUAUUGUGAACAAAGUUUUUCGAAUGGGAAGAAGCUGGGAGGUCAUAUGAGGGGUCAUUUAGCGUUAAUUUCAGCUAGCAGAAAAAAGGGUACUCGAGAAAAUGAUCAAGAAGCUAUUAAUCGCGAAAAGGGUGUUCAUAUUUUUGAUGAUGAUGCUGAUGAUGAUGAUCACGUAAUCAAGAAAAGUAAAUGUUUUGAUCAAGAUUAUCAUCCUAAUGGCAGAAAACAGGGUAUUCAAGAACAUGAUCGAAAAGUUAUCAAUGUCGGAAAGCGUCUUGAUGAGGAAGAUAGCGAAUUAAUCAAAAUGAGUCACCAGCGAUUGGGUUUUUACGAAGCUUAUGAUGCUAAUGGCAGAAAACAUGGGAUUCAAGAACAUGAUCAUGAAGUCGUUAAUGGCGACAAGUGUCUUGAUUUUGAUGAUGAUAACGACGAAAAUCGAAGUCAACAAACAAUUGAUUUUGACCAAGAUUAUGGCGCUAACGUGUACGUUCUAAGAGAGAACCCUAAAAGAUCAUGGAGGGUUUCGAGUUCAAAUUCAAAUCCAAAUUCAUCAAAAGCUUUUGCUUCACACAAAAGAUGUCAUUCUAGAAAAGAAUCGAUCAAGAACACUGUGUGUGAAAAAUGUGGUAAAGGUUUUGAUUCAGUGAAGGCUUUGUAUGGUCAUAUGCGAUGUCACUCCAUCAAAAGAUCUCAGCCGUUGGAUGAAUCAUCUGCAUUUUCGUCAUCAGAUGAACAUGAACAUGAUGAUGACGAAGAAGUAGCAAACCCUGUAAGAAAAAAGAGAUCAUGCACAAGGUACAAGUCUCCUAAGCCUAAUCACAUUUCCACUAGUUUUAGCUUUUCCAAUGAUGACGAAGUUGUAGAAGCGGCGUUAAACUUGAUGAUGCUUUCUAGGGGAGUUAGAAGUUUGGAUGGGGUUAAAUCCGUAAUUUCACAUGGCUAUUCAAGAACUCUUGAAAAGACUGUUGGAGUUGACUUUUUGGAUGAUGGGUCAAUGGAGUUUUGUAAAUUCAAGAGCAAUUCUGAAUUGGGUUUGAGAAAAGAUUUGGUUGUGGGGUCCGGGUCGGGUCAAGAUAAUACGGGUCGGUUUGGGUCAACUCUAGUGAAGUCCAAGUCAAUUGGUCAAGAUUUUACUGAUUCUGAGAUGUCAAUCGAGUUAAAAAGAAAAUCAAAGGACUAUAAAUGCCCGAUUUGCUUCAAAGGAUAUGUGUCAAUUCAAGGUUUGGCUAAACAUGAAAGGGUUCAUAACAAAACCGAAAGCAAAGUGAUAGAGAGUGAUUUUAUUCCUGAUAUUCAUAGACUUGUUGAUAUCAAUCUAAAGGAGGUAUCACAAGCACAAUGUAGGUACUAAUAAAAAGUUUUGAUUGUUUCAUAUUGUGUUUCUAAAGAAUAAAUCUUGUAUUUGAAUCUUUUUGGUCAAUUGUAUACAAGUUGGCAAUGGAUUAGUGAAGUUGUAGAUGUUGAAAUCAUUCUGUACUAAAUGGCUCACUUUAUAAAACAAUCUUUUCGG
Lactuca sativa (garden lettuce) is the source of this 1801-nucleotide messenger RNA. NCBI's taxonomy places the organism in Eukaryota, Viridiplantae, Streptophyta, Magnoliopsida, Asterales, Asteraceae. The record is from RefSeq and is a predicted model, not a curated record.